This is a messenger RNA of Mizuhopecten yessoensis (Yesso scallop), 702 nucleotides long. Its product is annotated as excitatory amino acid transporter 5-like. The transcript has 4 exons. Bases 1 to 702 code for a protein of 233 amino acids. NCBI's taxonomy places the organism in Eukaryota, Metazoa, Mollusca, Bivalvia, Pectinida, Pectinidae. The record is from RefSeq and is a predicted model, not a curated record. Gene Ontology annotation, biological process: L-glutamate transmembrane transport. Gene Ontology annotation, cellular component: plasma membrane. Gene Ontology annotation, molecular function: L-glutamate transmembrane transporter activity; glutamate:sodium symporter activity; neutral L-amino acid transmembrane transporter activity.
AUGUUCAGUACACUACGGAUGGUGUCUGUGCCACUCAUUGUCUCGGGUAUUGUCUCUUCCCUGGCCUCGUUAUCGAUGAAGACUUCCGGUAGUAUCGGACUGAGGGCGUUGGUCUACUACUUGACAACCACUCUUUGUGCUGUCGUCACUGGUAGGUCUUUGACAAUCGAAGUCCCCGGACUGAUAUCUGUCCCUGGGACAAACAUGCUUGGCCUGAUUGUCUUCUCCAUUCUUAUCGGCUGUAUCCUGUCUAUUAUGGAGGAAAAGGCCAAACCAAUGACUGACCUCUUCCGGUGUAUGUACCAGGUGGUGAUGCGAAUGAUUGCUAUAUUUAUUUGCGCUGUGACACUCCCCGUAACAAUGGACUGUCUGGUCAACAAGAAUACCGUUGAUAGUCGAGUUGUCAACUUCAUCACUCCAAUAGGUGCCAUUAUCAAUAUGGACGGAUGUGCCCUAUAUAUUCCUAUGUUAACAAUAUUCUUUUCCCAGCGGCUCGGCUUGACGUUAGAUUUCGGAAACUACUUCAUAAUUGGUGAAAGGUUCCGAGCUGUCGUCAAUGUUAACGGCGAUUCACUCGGGGCCGGAAUAGUCAAUCAUUUGUCUUCUAAAGUUCUAAACAGCGAGACAGACAGCAAGCAGGAGACUGACGCCAAGGACAGAAGCAGGUCUAUUAGCCUCGGAGAAACAGAGGGUCUGGUGUGA